Molecule: messenger RNA, 1586 nt
Organism: Cynara cardunculus var. scolymus (artichoke)
Lineage: Eukaryota; Viridiplantae; Streptophyta; Magnoliopsida; Asterales; Asteraceae
Product: eukaryotic translation initiation factor 2 subunit alpha homolog
Exons: 7
Coding region: 248-1273 (341 amino acids)
Cellular component (GO): multi-eIF complex; eukaryotic translation initiation factor 2B complex; eukaryotic 48S preinitiation complex
Molecular function (GO): translation initiation factor activity; RNA binding; ribosome binding
Source: RefSeq, a predicted model, not a curated record
GUUCUUAUAAAUAUUAUCCAUGUAUUCUCUGACAUAUGUUCCAUGUGAAAUAACAAGAAAUCCAUAUUCUCCAAGUCUGGAUAUCCAAGGUCCAAACCCUUCAUAAAACCCUAGACACAGCGAGCUCUGAAAAUCUUUUCUAGUCUCAGCAAUUUCUCUCGCCUUCUGAUCAGUCUACGAUUCACAGGAGUCCGGGCCAAUCUCACUCAAAACCCUAGCGACUCCCAACCAAAAUCCUUUCACAAUCAUGGCUUCCAAUUCCCCCAAUCUUGAGUGUCGCAUGUACGAAGUCCGCUUUCCUGAAGUUGACAUGGCGGUGAUGAUUCAAGUCAAAAGCAUUGGCGAGAUGUGUGCGUACGUUUCGCUUCUCGAGUACAACAACAUUGAGGGCAUGAUUCUUUUGUCCGAGUUGUCGCGACGUCGAAUUCGUAGUAUCAAUAGUUUGAUUAAAGUGGGGCGCAUUGAACCUGUUAUGGUGCUUCACGUAGACGAAGAUAAAGGCUAUGUUAAUCUUAGCAAAAGGAGGGUUUCUGAAGAGGACAUUCAGAUUUGUGAAGAUAGGUAUAAUAAGAGUAAGCUUGUUCACUCUAUUAUGCGCCAUGUUGCCGAAACUAUGGAGCUUGAUCUUGAGGAUUUGUAUAUUCAUGUUGGUUGGCCUUUGUACCGGAAGUAUGGGCAUGCCUUUGAGGCAUUUAAACUAAUUGUUAGUGAUCCUGACUCCAUUCUCAAUUCACUCACUCGUGAAGUUAAAGAAACCGACUCUGAUGGAAAAGAGGUGGUAAAAGUGGUCCCUGCUUUGUCUGAGGAUGUCAAAGAUGUAUUAGUAAAGAACAUUAGAAGGAGGAUGACUCCACAGCCUUUGAAGAUCAGGGCAGAUAUUGAAAUGAAAUGCUUCGAGUUUGACGGGGUUCUUCAUAUUAAGGAUGCCAUGCGGAAGGCUGAAGCUGCUGGGAAUCACGACUGCCCUGUUAAAAUUAAAUUGGUUGCUCCUCCGUCCUAUGUUCUUAUCACUCAAACUCUUGAUAAGGAGCAAGGAAUUUCAGUUCUUACUAAAGCAAUUGCUGCUUGUACCCAAGAAAUAGAGCAUCACAAGGGAAAACUUACAGUAAAGGAAGCACCCAGAGCAGUGAGUGAACGUGAGGAUAUAUUACUUGCGGAACGUAUGGCGAAGCUAAGUCAAGCCAACGAAGAAGUGGAGGGAGAUGAUGACAGUGAAGAGGAAGAAGAUACAGGUAUGGGAGACAUUGAUGUGGAGAAACAAAUGGAAAAUUAAGGCAGAUGAGUUUUGAGGUUUCUUUUUGUGAUUUUUCAUCCAAUCUGACCUAGUUGGCAGGCAAUCUUGAUUUCCAUAUUUGAUAUUUGUUUACAAAGAUGAUUUUACCCAUCAAUACAAAUGAGCUGAGCAUGAGCUCUGGGUAGGAUUCGUUUUGCUUUAAAGAUACUGGAAUAAGAGAAAAGAACCUUUGCCCAUGGUUGGAACUUGGAAUGAACACAUUCGUACCCAAUGUAUGAGAAAUGUAUGUUUUGUUGCGAACAAAGAGUCGAGCCAUGGGCUCGAACUUGAGAAUAUCAAUUUGCAUUAAAAU